AUGAACCUUGCUCAGGCCGAAGAGGACCAUGUCGAAAUCCAAUGCGAUUAUGCGGAGCGGAUCGAGCGUUUCAAAGCAAUAUAUGGACGCGAACCUACUAUGAAAGAUGUUAGCAAAGUCUGCUUGAAUCGACACAGCAAGGAAUAUCUCCUGGCUGUUGACGGUGCUGCACAGAGCUACGAGUCUUUCAUCGAGAGAUCGUUUGGAAUAACUCAAGAGGAUGAGCACAGGAAAGAUAGUGGCGCAGGGAACGCAUGCAAAACAUAG
Molecule: messenger RNA, 267 nt
Organism: Aureobasidium musti
Lineage: Eukaryota; Fungi; Ascomycota; Dothideomycetes; Dothideales; Saccotheciaceae
Source: the annotation of a GenBank genome assembly